GGAUCAGUGCUUGUGGCUGGGGCUGGACCGGGACAGGAGUGCGGACGGACGGCUCUUCUGCGCGAAGGAAACGCGCAUCCAGGACUUUAUUUCCCAUUUUCUUCUCCUACAUCCCCCUUUCUGUCUCGGCUUUAUCUCCAGAUGAGAUGAGGACAUAAUCAACAGGGGAUCAGCUGCUUAAGAAGUUUUGAAGUAGUAAAGAGUUCGGACAGGAGAAGAGGAAGAUGCUGGGGUUAGAGGUCAUCGUGCUCUGCCUUCUUUUUGGAGCCCUGACUCAAGGCCAGACUGUGGACUGCCCAGACAAGAAGCAUAGGUGCCCCAUAGACGUGUACUUCACCAUCGACACAUCAGAGACCAUCGCCCUGCAGGAGUCACCACCUGGAGCACUGGUGGAAAGCAUCAAGCAAUUCACUGAAGAGUUUGUAAAUCGUUUGGAAGAUGAGGAAAUCAGGGGAGUGGUGCAAAUCAGCUGGAGCAUAGGUGGACUGCACUUCUCUCAGACACAAAGAGUUUUCAGCAACUUCACAACCAAGAGUGAAUUCGUCAGGGGUGUCAGGAGGAUCAAUUAUCUGGGAAAGGGCACCUUCACUGAUUGUGCCCUCAAAGCCAUGACGGAGAAGAUGCUGAGCUCAACCACAGACCCCACACCCCUCCGAUUUGCUGUGGUCAUCACUGAUGGCCACGUGACUGGAAACCCGUGUGGGGGCAUCAAGGUGGCAGCAGAGGAGGCUCGCGAGAAGGGCAUCAGGAUGUUUGUCGUGGCAGCAGCAUCAAAGAAUAUUGAGGAGACAGCCUUGAGGGAGAUUGCCAACUCUCCAGCGACCGUCUAUAGGAGGGAAUUCAUGGCUGUGGAUCUGAGCCAGGGCAGAGCCAUCAUAGACACAGCCACUGCUGACCGCAUUAUCAAGACAAUGAAACAUGUGGCAUACACAGAGUGUUACAAAGUGUCCUGUCUGGAGACCGAAGGGCCUACUGGUCCGAAAGGGCACAGAGGGCAGAAAGGAGCUAAAGGAGACAAUGGCGAUCCAGGAAUAAAAGGAGACAGGGGUCGUCCAGGAGACCCCGGUAUUGAGGGUCCCAUUGGUCAGCCCGGUAUUAAAGGUGAACCAGGUCUCAAGGGCGAAAAGGGAGAGAUCGGUACUCAGGGGAAAAAGGGUGUGGCUGGCAUUGCAGGACGCAACGGGACGGAUGGGCAGAAGGGUAAAAUUGGACGGAUUGGCGCUCCAGGCUGCAAAGGAGACCCAGGCGACAGAGGUCCUGAGGGUCACCCUGGAGACGUUGGUGAUCGUGGUCUUCCAGGAACGAAUGGAGAGAAGGGAGAUCCUGGACGCCCUGGAAGACCUGGUCUUUCUGGCUCAUCUGGAGACCCUGGACCAAAGGGAGAGAGGGGAGGUGAUGGAUCACCUGGUCUUCCUGGAGUGAAAGGACCACAAGGGGAACCUGGAAAGCCAGGAAUCAAAGGCGAGCCAGGGAGAAGAGGAGACUAUGGACCAAAGGGUGGACAAGGGCCAGAUGGCACUAAGGGGGAAAAGGGUGAAAUGGGAUCAGAGGGCCCAAGAGGACUUGCAGGCGAAACAGGAAACAAAGGAUCAAAGGGAGACAGUGGCUUGCCAGGACCCAGAGGACCAGCAGGGCCGCCAGGAGAGCAAGGGAAAAAUGGUACAAGAGGUGAUGCUGGUGAUGCUGGACCAAGAGGAGACCCUGGUCAGUCUGGACCGAAGGGAGACCCUGGAAGGCCUGGCUUUAGCUAUCCUGGAACAAGGGGGAAAACUGGCGAGAGAGGAGAAAAGGGCAAUCUUGGACCUCGUGGCAGCAGAGGAGACUGUGGACAAAAGGGCGAGCCAGGAAAUAAAGGAGGUCCAGGAGAACCAGGUGAGCCAGGGCCCCCGGGUGAACCUGGACCAAGAGGACGGAGAGGAGAGCCUGGCCGUGACGGCGAUCCUGGCCCAGAGGGAGAUCCAGGUCUCUCUGAAUGUGACGUCAUGAACUACAUCAGAGAGACAUGUGGCUGUUGUGACUGUGAGAAACGCUGCGGCGCUCUGGACAUUGUGUUUGUUAUUGACAGCUCAGAGUCAGUGGGUCUCACUAACUUCACCCUGGAGAAAAACUUUGUCAUCAACACCAUCAACAGAUUGGGAUCCUUUUCCAAAGACCCUGAAUCAGAGACAGGCACAAGGGUAGGAGUUGUUCAGUACAGUCACAGUGGAACCUUCCAAGCCAUACGGCUCAACGACCCCAAGAUCGACUCACUCUCUGCUUUCAAGGAUGCAGUGAAGCGCUUAGAGUGGAUUGCUGGAGGAACGUGGACUCCAUCCGCCCUGAAGUAUGCUUACGACAACCUGAUCAGGGACAGCCGCAGAGCCAAAGCUAACGUCACCGUUGUUGUUAUCACUGACGGACGCUUUGACCCGAGAGACGACGAUAAGCUGCUCACCUACCUCUGCAGUGAUCCCAGUGUAGAUGUGAGCGCCAUCGGUAUCGGAGACAUGUUUGAGCAAAUUGAGGAGAAUGAGAGUCUGCAGAGCAUCGCCUGCCAGAGGAGUGGAAGGGUGAUGGGCAUGAGACGCUUCGCGGACCUUGUGGCUGAGGAGUUCAUUGACAGGAUUGAGACUGUGCUCUGCCCAGAACCAACCAUCGUAUGCCCGGAUCUGCCUUGCAAAUCAGAGCCUGCUGUGGCUAGCUGUGUCCAGCGGCCCGUGGAUGUGGUGUUCAUGCUGGAUGGUUCUGAGAGAAUGGGACUGGAGAACCACCGCAGGGCCAAAGAGUUCAUUGCGAAUGUGGCCAACCGCCUCAUCCUGGCCAAGGGCGAGAAAGACGAGAGGAAUGCCCGCUUGGCUUUGGUGCAGUACGGCAGCCCCACAGAACAGAGGGUGGAGUUCAUUCUGACACACAAUCUUACAGUGAUCUCUAACUCACUGGCAGCUGUUACCUACAUGGAUUCCUCUUCUGCUUUGGGCAGUGCCAUCAUCCAUGCUGUCAACAAUGUGGUGUUUAAGACCGGUGGCUCUAGAGCAGAGCGCUACACACGCCGCAACGCUGAGGUGUCCUUUGUGUUCAUCACCGAUGGCAUCACAGCCAGCGAUCAGCUGGAUGAGGGUGUGAGUGCCAUGAAGAGAGCAGGGGGCGUUCCCACUGUAAUCGCCAUGGGAACCGACCUUGAUGAAGAGGUGCUCCAUAAGGUGUCACUCGAGGAUUCGUCGGCCAUCUUUAGAGGAGACGACUACUCCAUGCUGAACAAACCCGCAUUCUUGGAGCGCUUCAUCCGUUGGAUAUGCUAGUGAGGAACUGUAACCCUACACUGUUGAGUUAAAAUGCAUAGGGUGAAAGAAGGACCAGCUCCUUCAGUGUAACGUAAACACACAAAAAUGAUCAUUAUCAUUACUGGAUGCAAGGCACUGAGACGCCUUUUUAUGGGUGAAGAUUCAUUUAGCUACAAAAACCUGAACAAUCCAUGCAGGACCGACACAUACAUACACAAAGACAUACAGUCAACAUUUGUAACUUGCUUAGUCUGUUAUCUGUGGUCAGCACAGCACCAAAGACACUCAUAACUAUCCCAGAGCAGAGGUGUAUGAUUAUUGAAUGUGUACCAAACAAAUUGUAGGCUUUAUUUUGUUUUUGUUUUUUACUUUGUACGGAUUUACAGUUUGCAGAAACAGUCACUUCCUCCCCCUCUCUUUCUGUCUCUCUCUCUCUGUCUCUAUGUGGAUCUUGCACUCUCUCCUCACAAAGUCAAUAUUUGCAUUUAAAGGUGCUAAAAUAGAAUAAAAGGGCAAAGCCAUUUGUCUGGUUCUGAAACCUUUUUUCUGUCAUAUUUUUGUGUAAUUGCUGUAGUUCAUUCAGGUUGUUAAAACAUGUAGACGUGUCUUAUCCGGGGAGGGAAAAUAAAAGAUCAGAAAAUUUCCCACAUCCCCAUAAAUCACAUAUCACAUAGUUAAAAUACACAUACACACAAAAAUGGAAGUAACAAUACUGUAAACAAGACGAAGAACUCCUAAUAAAACCUAAUGUUGUGACCCCAA
Molecule: messenger RNA, 4022 nt
Organism: Mugil cephalus (flathead mullet)
Lineage: Eukaryota; Metazoa; Chordata; Actinopteri; Mugiliformes; Mugilidae
Gene: col6a2
Product: collagen, type VI, alpha 2
Exons: 32
Coding region: 225-3278 (1017 amino acids)
Source: RefSeq, a predicted model, not a curated record